Molecule: messenger RNA, 6239 nt
Organism: Trachemys scripta elegans
Lineage: Eukaryota; Metazoa; Chordata; Testudines; Emydidae
Gene: DEF8
Product: differentially expressed in FDCP 8 homolog
Exons: 12
Coding region: 219-1565 (448 amino acids)
Source: RefSeq, a predicted model, not a curated record
GGCUGCGCCCCCAGCGCCCGAGCUCGCUACAAUGUAGCAGGGGCAGCUGGGGUGCGCUGCGGACCCGGCGGGCCGUGCUGGGGCCGGGCGGACCCUGCGCUGCGGACCCGGCGGGCCAUGAGCAGUGUCACAGGCAGAGGGGGUGAGCACCUGGGGCAGGUGCCGUGCCCUGGCGCGGGCUCCCCUCACCUCUGCGUGGUCCGGCAGGUUGGCCUGCUAUGGAAUGUGAUGAGAAGCUGCUCCGGUUCCGACAGGCCCACCUCAACCCCUUCAACAAGCAGCCGGGGCAAGGCCAGCAUGACCAGGAGGCUGGGGACGACCUUUCUUGUCGAGACUCGCUGCUGGGGCUGUCCCACGGGGACCCCGGGUUCCAGUGCUCGGAGCGCGUGAUGGACUUGGGGCUGGCGGAGGACCACUUCUCCCGCCCUGUGGGCUUGUUCCUGGCCUCCGACAUCCAGCAGCUGCGGCAGGCGAUCGAGGAGUGCAAGCAGGUGAUCCUGGAGCUCCCUGAGCACUCGGAGAGGCAGAAAGACGCUGUGGUGAGGCUCAUCCACCUGCGCCUGAAACUCCAGGAGCUGAAGGACCCCAGCGAAGACGAGCCCAACAUCCGGGUGCUCCUGGAACAUCGCUUCUACAAGGAGAAGAGUAAGAGCGUCAAGCAGACGUGUGACAAGUGCAACGCCAUCAUCUGGGGCCUGAUUCAGACCUGGUACACCUGCACAGGGUGUUACUAUCGCUGUCACAGCAAGUGCCUGAACCUCAUCACCAAGCCCUGCGUGAGGUCCAAGGUCAGCCACCAGGCCGAGUACGAGCUGAGCAUCUGCCCCGAGACAGGCCUGGACAGCCAGGAUUACCGCUGUGCGGAGUGCCGGGCGCCCAUCUCCCUCCGGGGUGUGCCCAGCGAGGCCAGGCAGUGCGACUACACCGGCCUGUACUACUGUGGAAACUGCCACUGGAACGACCUGGCCAUCAUCCCGGCCCGCGUCAUCCACAACUGGGACUUCGAACCCCGCAAGGUCUCCCGCUGCAGCAUGCGGUACCUUGCCCUGAUGGUGUCGCGGCCGGUGCUCAAGCUGCGGGAAAUCAACCCCCUUCUCUUUAACUACGUGGAGGAGCUGGUGGAGAUCCGGAAGCUGCGCCAGGAUAUCCUGCUCAUGAAGCCCUACUUCAUCACCUGCAAAGAGGCCAUGGAGGCUCGUCUGCUGCUUCAGCUGCAGGACCGGCAGCACUUUGUGGAGAACGACGAGAUGUACUCGCUGCAGGACCUGGUCGACAUCCAGGCUGGGCGCCUCAGCUGCUCCUUAACGGAGAUCCACACCCUCUUUGCCAAGCACAUCAAGCUGGACUGCGAGCGGUGCCAGGCGAAGGGCUUUGUGUGUGAGCUCUGCAAAGAAGGGGACGUGCUCUUCCCGUUCGACAGCCACACGUCGGUGUGCACGGACUGCUCUGCUGUCUUCCACAGGGACUGCUACUAUGACAACUCAACGACGUGCCCCAGGUGUGCCCGGCUCAGCCUGAGGAAGCAGUCGCUCUUCCGAGGCCCCAGUGCGGAGGAGCAGGCCUAGGGUCCCCCAGUGCCCCCCCGACCUUGGCACCAAAGAACAUUGGAGAGAACUGGGCGUUCCAGAGGGGCGCGGCUGCAGCACUGGGGCUGCAAGAUCUGAACUAGCUGCCACUGGGGGCGGCCCCCGGGCCAGGGAGCGAGAUGUCGCCCAGGCCCGAAGGAGUUCUUUGCCCUGGGACUCUGGGACCAGCCCAGCACGCUGCCUGUUGCUGGGAGGCAGCUCAGCGGGUUCUGAACCCAGCUCUGAAAACGCCUGUGCUUGGGGGCAGUGGCGUUCCGGGCUCUGCUGCUUGCAGGUGAUUUGCCCCCGGCCUGUGCUGAGUGUUGAGUUCCCUGCUGCAGGUGCUUGCUGGCCUGGGCCGAGAGGAGGGAGGUGGCUGUGGUAAGGAAGAGCUGCUGUGUGCACGCUGAUCACGGCUCUAACUCCUCCUUUGGAGAAGCCCAUUUCUAACGCUGCCUCUGCGCCCCAGCAAGCCCCUCCUAGCAUGGUCCGGCAUGCCAGCCUCCAUUGGCGUUACAGCACGCCCUCUGCCAGCUGCUCGGUGCUCUCCGGUUGGUGCAUGCGCGUCUAAAGGGCCGCGUUGGCCUCUGACUGGCCGGGCUGGCUUCGGGCGUGAGCUCAGGGAGCCUCCCCUUGAGGUGUCUGGCCGUGGCCCUGCUGGCGAGGGGCCUGUGUGCAAGGAGUGUGAGACUCAGGCUGGUCCCUUAGGGACACGUGUCCACAUCAUGUCCCUGUCCUCACCGGCAUUUCUCAGCCCCGGCUGGGCUGGGCCAUCGAGCCCGUCCCAGUCCUGUCCAUGGGCCCUGCAGGGCCGGAGUGAGGCACAGAGGCUGGGCUGGUGGAACGGUUCGCGCUCGGUUCCCAGCCUCGCUAGGCUGAUCUGGCUGGCCUCCCCUGGAGCCGGAGCCCUUGGGGCACGCCGUCUGCUGAGGGAGGACGCGAAUGCCGUGGGCUGCAGGCUGGAGCAUGUUGCGUCUUGCUCAAAGCCUGCCAGCACCUGGUGCUGGCUCCCUCCAGCUCCCCGUGAAUGCGGGCGGCACCUCUUUGGCUGUUUAAAGAGAGACACUCGCAGAAAUGAGUUUAGGGCUGAAGUAGAGCUGCUCCUUACAUGGCCUUUCCCAGGACCCUCCUGUGCCGUUCAGAGGCCAGGGCCUCCGGUUGGAGUCUAGCUGCUUUAGUCUUGUAUUUGUUUCCGUGCCCAGCCCGGCAGUGCCCAGAGCAGUGCCAGCAUCUCCUCGGUGCUGGGAGCGUAGGGCUUGCAGUCAGCGUGGGACGGGAGCACCUGCUGGCUCCAUACACUGACUGCUGCAGGAGCUAAGAGAGGCACCGGCCUCCCGCGCCACCAGCGGGAUCCAAACCUGGCCCUUACACACACAUGUAAGUGACCCGGCUGCCAGCCUGCGGCUCCCGCAGUGCAACUGCCGCUCUCUCUCGCCAGGGACAGGACAGGCAGGAGACGUUCAGCGUCAUCCCUUUAAAUAAAAAAGUACCUGGGAUGGACCCCUCAAGGCUUGAACUCUAAGCCAGCCCCGUGCCCCCAGGUACGGCCUGGAAUUUAAAAGUGCACCGGGGAGGGAGGGCCCUGCUGCUUUACGCAGGGUGUUUGGGUGGAAGAGAGAGCACCAGGGCCUCCCACCCCCUGCCUCACCCGUCUUGCUGCUGCUGUUACUGGGAUACACUGGUGGGGGGCUAGGAGCUAGCUGGGGGCCGUCUCCCCAUGCUGCAAUCCCACCUCCCCACUGCAGGGCAGACGGGUUUUCAGCAAGCAGAACCAAGGACUCGAGGCUGCUGGGCCCGGCCAGGGAGGGACGCAGGCUUUGGGCAGUGACCGUGACGGAGCUCUGGGGGGGUAGCUACGGGAUGAGCACUAAUCCUUUAGUCUUCCUUUUUCUACAGCUGGGGGAGCAGGGCUGUGGGCUCUGUGCAGGGCCGAGCCCCUCCGUCCCAGGGGAAGUGGGAACUAGCAGGCUUUGUUCUAAUCGCUUUUCCUCUUGUCGGUUCCGCCCCAGCCGUCUGUGGGGCUCUCGCAUCACCAGGGGAGGGGCUGUGUAUGAAACGCCCUGGAUAGCAAGUGAAACACACGCUACCUGUUUGUAACCCGAUUUCCCAGAGGAUGCGUUUCAGCUGCUGGGCCACUUCCACUCCCUUUGGAUAAGGGACUUGCUUCUAGUCCCAGUGCUAAGGGCAGGCUGAAGCCAGCAGAGGCCCUGAGCUAUUGCUUAGAGCUGGAGUCCAAUCAAAGGGGGUUGGAAUGGAAACACCACCUCUGCUGAACGGGGUGUGGGCAGUCAGACCCCUCUGGGAACCGAGAUGGGCCAGAGGUAGCACCCCCACCCCCUGAGCCAAUGUAGUGUGGGGCGGGCCAUUAUUGCCAGGUCCCAACUGCCUCUGACCUCUUCCUCCGCUUGGAUCAUAGUGUUUGCUAUUAGCAAACGCUGGGAUUGUUACUGGGCUUCUGUUAACCCCCACGCUCAGUUUUCACUUGCUCAUUUCAUUUCUUUCUCAGUAGUUCUCCACGGAUGAAACUUCUCCUUCCCCCUGACCGCAUCCCGCCCCCAGGACUGUUACACAUUGAAACCCUCCCACUUCACACUGGCAUGAACUCAGCCUCUGGUUCCCCUCUGCAGUGCGGAUGUUAGAUACUCUGGGUUUGGUGUAGUUGUCAUGGCCCAAGCCUUUAAACUCUAACUCCCUUUUCGAGGGUUUGUAACUUUCACCUGCUAGGCGUCCCUGUCCUGGGCUCUGACCAGAGGCGAGUGCUUGGAGAAAGGGUCCGUGACAGCAGCUCUGCCUCUCCGGAGAAAGCUGGCCCUUGUCUCUUAGUGAAAAUGAACCACCACAUGUCUGGGACGCUCCUCAAAAAGUGAGCUGCUGCCUCAACCUUCUCUUAAUGGUUUUAUGUUUAACGGCUAGUCCGCCAGAGCGGGUGUGCAACAAUGCGUGAACACUAGCGUGAGCACUUUAAUUUCUGUACAGACGUGUAUGUUGGUUCUGUUUGAGUAGAAAUAACAAACCUUGCUACAGAAUCAUUGUUUACCCUGUAAGUCCCUGACUUUUUCUUGGUUUCUAGAAACACUAUGUUUGCCUGUGUGGGUGAGAGAUUCAGAUGGCAGGCUCCAGGCAGGCAGGGGGGAGGAUCGUUGUGAAGCUGGGGUGAGGCGGCGGUGGUGGUGGUUUUUUUAAGUUUAGUUCUUAAUCUUGCAAUGACAAAGUCUUAAGAGGAAAGCGUUCUCCCCGCCGCCCUCCCCCCAGUUCAGAGGGCAGGACUAGCAGCGCGAGUGUGUUUUACACCCCUGCCCAGUCACCAGAGCCUAGGCAUGGAAGAGCACUUGCUGAACCUGCUGUUCCACACGCUUGCAGAAGCCUGACAAGUAGCAUAUGCCACAGGUGUGGCCACAUGUGCUAGCCUGUGGCAGGAUGGGCAGUCCUGAGGGAAGGGUGCAAUUCCCACCUUCCAGGCGGUAUUGUGUAUAACCCGACUGCCAUACGUUUAUCAGACCCAGUGCUGUUGCACCUAUGGCAAGAGACAGUCUAGGCCCCUAGGCCAGCUGCUCCAUGGCCUUUAUUAAAUGCACCUUGGAAAGAGUGACUGCAGCAGCUGCCGCGUUGCACCUGAGCCCCAGACAGAUCAUUGUAAUUGUGUGUGUAUUGUUACCAGACCCUCGGAGUCUGUAACUUCAGGAGUGCUUCGAGUAGCAUUAACAAUGGGAAAGAUACCACAGACAGAACGAUGGCAUGAUCCUUGCCUGUAUCUGGAAGGGAAAAGACAGGGGAAGUGGCUGUCUGCAUGGCAGCUGGGAGUGUACCUCCUAGGCCGACUAGACAGAUACAGCUGGUUCUGCUUGAGCUACCGGGCUAAAAAUAGUUGUGUGAAUGUUGUGGCACGUGAGGACAAACCCAUCUGCCCUCUUUGCAGCUCUGAGCUCGUGGGGCUGGCAACCUUUGGCACCCAGCCCAUCAGGGUAAAACCGCUGGUGGGCCGGGCCGGUUUGUUUAUCUGGAGCAUCCGCAGGCAUGGAGCUCCCACAGGCUGCGAUUCGCCAUUCCUAGCCAAAGGGGGGUAUAGGAAGCGGUGUGGGCUGAGGGACGUGCUAGCUACUGCUUCCCACAGCUCCCAUUGGCCAGGAUUGGCAAACCACAGCCCGCGGGAGCUGCGGGGCUCCAUGCCUGCGGACGCUCCAGAUAGACAAACCAACCUGCCAGUGACUUUACCCUGGCGGGCUGGGUGCCAAAGGUUGCCGACCCCUGAGCUAGGCCAUGCCACACUGGCCACACUACUAUCUUUAGCAGGUAGCUGAAGCAGAGCUAGUGUGUGUCUGUCUGUCCAGCAUGGGAGGCAUGUUUCUAGCUACAUUGUGAAUAUCCCCUCUUACAGUGCAGUCUGAUUCCUUGCCAUGCCUGCCCUCCUGUCAAGGGGUCACUUCAUAAUGAGAACAAAACUGUUUAGCUGACACAGCUGCCCUGUAAUCUGCACAGCAAGAGAGGACAGAACCAGGACCAAAAGUUUGCAGUUCGCAAAGUGUGAAUGACAAAAACAAAACCUCUGGGGAAGUUUCCCUGUGGCUACACCACAACUUGGUGGCUGUAGCAAGGGGGAGGAAUGGGGGAUAGUAGCACAGGAAUCGAACGUACGAUGGAAUUGAUUCAAUAAACCACUGUAUUUGAUCAUUUUAA